UUUAACUAUUUUAGUCUAUUUUAUUUUUUAGUACUAUUUUAACUCAAAAAGUAAAAAAAGCCUCUUCCCAAACACCACAUAAUGUUGGUAAGAAUUAUUUCCAAUCCACUUUGCAUGAUCAAACCACCAUUCAAUCCAUCCUAACAAAAAUCUCAUAUACUAGCCUUUCUUUACACACCCAAUGAACCUAUUUAACACCACACACUCUCUACUUUCAUGCAACAAUAACUUAAAACCUCUGAAUCACACCUACUUCCAUCUCCAAGCAAAAUGUCCAUAGUUGCAGAGGCUCCCGGUUACAUUCAAGUCUUUUCUGACGGAUCAGUGAAGCGUUUCGCGCCUGAAAUAGCCUCCGCAUCUUCUGAAUCAGCCAAUGGAUACAAGUCCAAGGACGUGAUCAUCGACCCAUCAAGGGCACUAACGGCUAGGAUAUUCCUCCCCGACGCCCCAACAUCAGCCAAUCACCUGCCUGUUAUUGUGUAUUUCCACGGAGGCGGUUUUAGCAUCGGCUCAACCAUGUGGCUCGGCUACCACAAUUUCCUAGGAGAUCUAUCUGUUGCAUCCCAAUCCAUUGUCUUCUCUGUAGACUACCGUCUUGCACCAGAGAAUAAGCUUCCUAUUGCUUACGAUGAUUGUUAUAGCUCGGUUGAGUGGCUAAGGAACAUGGUAAGCUCUGAACCAUGGCUCAAAAGAGCCGACCUGUCUUGCUUGUUUCUGUCAGGAGACAGCGCAGGAGGCAACAUAGCACACCAGGUUGCUAUCAAGGCGAUUCAUUACAAGCCUUGUAAUGUAACGAUCAAAGGACUUUUGUCGAUACAUCCUUAUUUUGGAAGUGAAAAGAGGACUGACAGAGAGAUGGGUGAUGGAGCAGAGGGGGAUGUGGCAAUGAAUGACUUGUUUUGGGGGCUAAGUUUGCCUGAAGGGUCAAAUCGUGACUACUUUGGAUGUAAUUUUGAGAUGGACGAGGUGUCCACGGUUGUGUGGCAACAGUUUCCAAAAGUGGUGGUUUUCGUGGCGGGGUUGGAUUUCUUGAAGGAAAGGGGAGUUAUGUAUGCGGAGUUUCUAAAGAGGAAAGGAGUGAAAGGCGUGAAACUGGUUGAAGCUGAUGAGGAAUCACAUAUUUUUCACGUGUUUCGUCCUGAAUCUGAGGCAACUCAUUUGCUCCAAAAGCAAAUGAGUGAUUUCAUACACAGCUUUUAGAGAUUCAUAUGAUCAUUGCUAAGCAUGCUGCUAUAUCAGCAUCUAGGGAUUAAAUAAACUGCUGAAAAAUAA
This is a messenger RNA of Camellia sinensis, 1272 nucleotides long. RefSeq names its product putative carboxylesterase 17. Gene Ontology annotation, molecular function: hydrolase activity. Lineage: Eukaryota; Viridiplantae; Streptophyta; Magnoliopsida; Ericales; Theaceae. The record is from RefSeq and is a predicted model, not a curated record.